Synchiropus splendidus (mandarinfish) is the source of this 2485-nucleotide messenger RNA. Its product is annotated as afadin- and alpha-actinin-binding protein-like. The record is from RefSeq and is a predicted model, not a curated record. The transcript has 14 exons. Lineage: Eukaryota; Metazoa; Chordata; Actinopteri; Syngnathiformes; Callionymidae. Bases 222 to 1925 code for a protein of 567 amino acids.
AGACAACGCGUCAGCCAAUCUACGGCCAGCUUGCGUUUGCCUUGGUGUCGGGCACACAAGCUGACAUGGCGACGACCUGGAUCCGUGUAAGGAGUGAACGUUUCAGAGGAGAUUGAUGUUUAUAAAUCCGGAGCAGACAGCGCAGGGAAGUCGUGUGCAAAGAUUCAUGUAUCUGGAACACUUGGUUUAGUUUCCCUGCACCUAAACUGGAGGCCGCGACCAUGCCGGAGUUCCCGCCAGACUUCAAGGAUGUUUCCUGCAGCUCCGUUGAAUGUAGAUCAUUUCCCCUGAGGCGGCUGGGCCAGUCGUCACCGCAUGGGAACUUGGAGCUCGGAAGCUUCUGCACGGAGCUCAAUGUGCGAGAAUGUCUGUCCCACAUCAGUCAGGAGAUGACAUCUCUGGGACUCGAUUCACCGUGGAAAGAGACGAACACGAGCAGCACAGGUCUCGACGCCGUGGCGGUGUUGAACACCAUGUAUGACCUGGUUCAGCUGAACCGCAGGAGCCUUCAGACUCUCGGGAGCUUAGAAGUGGAGCAUGUGAAGACCAGCAGCAAUGCGGAGUUUCUGCAACACACCACCACACGCCUCAAGGAGCAGAUUGAAGUUUGCAAGCGAGAAAACGCCGGGCUUCUGGAGCGAGAACGGCGACUUCAGGCGAAAGUGAAGAGCUUGCAGAAUGCUUUCAAAGACGAGAAAGAAGAGGUCCACAAGCUUCAGAACAUCAUAUCGAGCCGGGCCAUCCAGUACAACCACGAGAUGAAGAGAAAAGAACACGAGUUGAAUAAACUAAGGGAGCGGCUGACUCAACUGCUGGCGGAUAAAAGGGAGAAGAAACAAUCCUUGGAGAUAUCGUGCAGCAUUGGUCGGGCUAACGGGAAGAGAGGCCUGUGGAGGACUGAAAAGACAGAAGCAAAGCACGAGGAGGAGAUGUACAAAACUCUGCUGACUGAUUACGACCACCGUCAGAGGGAACUGAUGUUGGAAAAUGCAGAGUUGAGAAAAGUGCUGCAGCAGAUGAAGAAAGACAUGGUGUUGCUUAUGAGUUCCAAGAGGGUGUCAUCGAAGGAGAAUGCCUCCGACGACGGCCUCAAGCAGGCUGGCUUGGAGGAGGACGACAAAAUUGAUUCCAAUAAGGAAAACAUGGAGCUGCUUUGUAGUCGAGAGAAGCUGACCAAUAGUAUUCGACUUCAGUGGAGAAGAUUGAAGAGUCAUGUUGAGAGGCUGGACAGCCAAGUGUCUUUAGUCCAGGAGGAUGAGACAAAAGCUUCUGAGGCUGCCACUCAAGAAUCCAGUCAGGAGCUGGGUCGACUGAACUUGGAGGUGCAGCAAUGCAAAGACUUGAUCCAAGCACAGCAGAAGCUUUUGCAGCAGCAGCUUGGCUCUCCCUGCGAUGAGGAGUCAUCGUCCCUGGCGAGCGACUGCCACAUGAAGCAGGAGAAAGAUCACCUCAGAGAAGAGUGGAGGAGUUUAACAGAGCAGAGGAAGGGCUUUGAGAUGGAGAGGAAGAGGUUGACUGAAGCAGCCAUUCGACUGAGUCACGAGAGGAAAACCUUUGAAGAAGACCGUGCUCUGUGGCUCAAACAGCAGUUCCUCAACUUAAGUCCAUUUGGAGAACCAAGUAGUGAUCCACGAGUGACCAAUUCAAAUAGUGCCUUACAGUCAUGUGAGUCUCAUUCAGCGUUGAGCACAGUGUUUUCUAUGGACGAGCUCCUGACUUCAAAGUAUACAGCGCUCAGAUCUUCGUCUCUGUCUGACCUCCACUGCACGAGUCUGGCUGAAGACAGCACCGUCGAGCUAAAGAUAGGGAGUCGACACCCAGAAGAGUUGUGGGAUUUUGGUGGAGAGAAAGAACCAUGGUGCAACAGCAAAGACAACUGGAGCAACGCUGAGACGCCACAGUCAAACUGCGCUAAAAAACAAUGAUGCUGUGAAUCAUAUUAAUUGAUGGUAAUGAAAAUAGUCACUGCCAAAUGCUUAUAGAUGAAGUAGUCUUGAUGGUGUAACUGCAGAAGCCAAAUAGUUUCUGUCCUGCUGCUGACCAGAGGAACUCUAUCAGGGUUUCUUACGGGUAUUUAUUAGCCGAUAUUUGUCCAUGUCCUUCACAUCUGAAGAAGCUUGAAUGUCGGUGGUUGUGAGAUAAACAAGAUCCUGAUGCUGUGACCUCGGUGAGAAAAGAAAUCAACUUGCUGUAAAGGUGUAUCACAAAAGAGUGCUGAACUUUAAUGUGGUGGAAUCUUGCAUUGACGGUUUUUGUUUCUACUUGUGUCCAUGUUUACAGCACUUUUCACAUCAUGAAAUCUUGAUCUAGACCUUGUCUUUCCACUCAUUAGAUGUGUGAAAAAUUACAGUGAGAUAAUUGAAACUGCUUUUCCCCAAAAUAUUUCUGGUGCAAUAAUGGACGCUUUUCUACCCCACUGACGACUGGUUUACCGGUCAUAAAUAUCGAGCUGAUGAAUGAAUAAAUUAUUAUUGUCUGUUUUUAA